GAUUUAUUGACCCGCUCCGGCCCGCUUUCGCUUCUCUCCGAUCAAUAAACAAUUGCAGCUGGGCAGCCCGGUUAGCCCUAUGAGAGCUUGCAUCACAUUACACAUAAUAACGAUCUUACUAUUCUGGUUGGGUUAGGGCCAUGAGUUAGGUCGCCAUAUUCACGUAAAACUCAGUCAACUUUUUUUCAUGAUGCUAAAGGGAAAAAAAAAGACAAGAAUCCAUAUUAUAAAUCUAGUCCUACAUUCUCCUUCACCAUAAGAUACAAAACAUUAAGUAACAUACCCACUUAGCGUAGGGGUUCAGUAUCGUUAAGUCCUUUCGAAAUGUCGGCGUUUUCCCCCCUCUCUUCAUACAUCCUUGGCGCAGCCUGCUUCGCUCGGGGGUUUAUGGCCAUCUUCUCCCCGGAGGCCGAGUAUAAUAACGUCGGUCUACCAAUCGACAUUGAUACUAAGGGUCCUUCUCUAACGGACCAGGAUGGCGAUGAUGAUGAAUCUAUCACCAGCUUCACAUCGCCGCUCAUGUACUUUAAGGGUAUCCGUGAAAUUAGCUAUGGCAUGACUCUAAUAGCUUUAGAGUGGCAGGGAAAUACGGCCGCUGUCACGACAUUCGCAGCCGUCCUAUCUCUGGUGAGGUUUGGAGAUGGUCUGGUCGUUUGGCUAAGCGGGUGCGAGAAGCUGAAGUUCAAGGCGUUGGGCCAUUGGAUCACAGGUCUCAGCUUCCUCGGAUGGGCAGCCCGGAGGUGGAGGUAAUGAAGCCAUUC
Molecule: messenger RNA, 761 nt
Organism: Daldinia caldariorum
Lineage: Eukaryota; Fungi; Ascomycota; Sordariomycetes; Xylariales; Hypoxylaceae
Exons: 1
Coding region: 325-750 (141 amino acids)
Source: RefSeq, a predicted model, not a curated record